This is a messenger RNA of Cooperia oncophora, 306 nucleotides long. Lineage: Eukaryota; Metazoa; Nematoda; Chromadorea; Rhabditida; Trichostrongylidae. The record is from the annotation of a GenBank genome assembly.
AUGGAAGGCCCUUUAUCGAAAUGGACCAAUAUGGUUCAUGGAUGGCAGUAUCGAUGGUUUCGUCUUGAGGAAGAUGCAUUAUUAUACUACACAUCCAGGGAAAAAAUGCUUAAAGGCCAACAACGAGGGUGCAUGCGACUUCAUGGUGCAGUCGUAGGCAUUGAUGGCGAAAAUAACAGUCUCUUCACGAUCACCGUUGAUGGGAAGGUAUUCCAUUUACAGUUUUAUGAGGUCCUUAAGAAGAAUCUUCAUGAAUAUUCUCAAGAUUUGCAUUCGGAUAUGCAUGUCAAUGUAGAAGAUAUGUAG